This is a messenger RNA of Xenopus tropicalis (tropical clawed frog), 3723 nucleotides long. It is a transcript of the gene sgcd, whose product is annotated as sarcoglycan delta. The record is from RefSeq and is a predicted model, not a curated record. The transcript has 8 exons. Gene Ontology annotation, cellular component: sarcolemma; cytoskeleton; plasma membrane. Lineage: Eukaryota; Metazoa; Chordata; Amphibia; Anura; Pipidae. The coding region runs from base 197 to 1063 and encodes 288 amino acids.
AGAAAGAGGGAAUGCUGUCCAGGAAAUUCUUUGGGGCUGGGCAGGGACUUGGCUUCAAGUUUGUAACUGGAAAAUGUGAGACAGACAGAGAACGCUGUGAGCUCAGGCCUGUCGGAUGAGUACGGGGGGAGAAAACAUAGAAUUUCUCCUGGCUCCUUUAUUUUGCUGGGUCCCUUGUCACUCUGGAUGCUAAAAGAUGCCUCAGGAACAGUACGCUCACAGAAGCACGCUCUCCAGCAAUGAGGGGCCGCACGUGUACAAGGUGGGAAUAUACGGCUGGAGGAAGAGGUGCCUGUAUUUUUUUGUGCUGCUCCUUAUGAUUCUUAUCCUGGUGAACCUAGCCAUGACCAUCUGGAUCCUCAAAGUCAUGAACUUUACUAUUGAUGGAAUGGGUAACCUAAGGAUCACAGAAAAAGGUUUACGGCUAGAGGGUGAUUCUGAAUUUUUGAAACCUUUGUAUGCCAAAGAAAUCCGCUCCAGGCCGGGUAACUCUCUGUAUGUCCAAUCAGAUCGAAAUGUGACUGUAAAUAUUCUUAAUGGGGACAUGAAAGCUGUCACGCAGCUCGUCACAGGAUCAGAGGCUAUAGAAGCCUACGGGAAACGAUUGGAAGUGAAGUCCAAUACUGGGAAACUACUGUUUUCUGCCGAUAAUGAUGAAGUGGUUGUUGGCGCUGAUAGAUUGCGGGUACUAGGUGCUGAGGGUGCUGUAUUCCCUAAAUCUAUUGAAACGCCAUAUGUCAAGGCUGAACCCUUCCAUCCUUUGAGAUUGGAAUCUCCAACAAGGACCUUGAUAAUGGAGGCACCCAAAGGCGUUGAGAUCAAUGCUGAGGCUGGAAGUUUGGAAGCUUCAUGUAGAACAGAUUUACGUCUCGAGUCAAAAGAUGGAGAGAUCCUUCUGCAAGCACCGAACGUAAAGCUUCCCCAGCUACCACGUGGUUCCUACUCCUCCUCUGGUUCUCGUCAAAAGGUGUAUGAGCUCUGUGUGUGUCCUAACGGGAGACUGUUCCUUUCACAAGCAGGAAGUGGAUCUACCUGCCAAAUAAACACCAGUGUGUGUCUAUAAGAGACUGGAGACAGUGCUCCAAGAAACAGGAGCACUACCAUUACCAGACACGGGAAGCCUCAGAACAUAUAUGUGCGUGUGCGUGUGUGAAUAUAUAUAUAUAUACACUUAUAUAUAUCUGUAAAUCUAUUCAUCUCCUGAACAAGAGAUGUUUCAAGGCCAGAAUCUCAGGGUGAUCCUCAUGUGUCUUCCCAAAUUCUAACUGAAUCGAUUGAUGCUCUCCCCAGUUCUUUACUCAAGAUGUUCUCUUACUCAGAGAACAUAGCACUAAUGAAACCUUAAUAUUCAAGUUUUUACUGUAUUUUAGAUCCAAAGGAUAUUUUACAAUCUAUUAAUUACUGUGUUUGAUACACUCUUUACAUUACCAGCAUCAUAAAACAAGUAGGCUAUAUCAUACCAGACAGCCAUUCUUUUCCUUUGGGACUGUUUACAAUAUCAAGAAUGGGAAGGGACUGGGAUCAGGAAGUGAAAGAGAAUAUAAACAGCAGUAGGCAUGGCUUGGGGGAGUGGUAACAAUCAUCUGAUUAGUUUAAUUCAUGGUGGCAAUUUGGCUUUAUGCAAUGUGACAUGCUCAUGGCACUCAAGCUUUCAAAGAAUAUUCUUUGCAUAUGAUAGACGAAAAAUAAACAUCUUAUACGCUGUAUAUUCCCAUUAAUUAUUGCAAAUUUUGCACCAAUCAGUAGCUUUGAUCUGUUUAGUGCAGUUAAAAUAUUGUGAGCAAAUGACAUACUGGUUGGUGUGUGGUCAAUGCACUGCAGAAAAUUUUCACCAAGUAACUAUAUGAGCACAUAUGUUUUAAGGCUUUGUUUUGACUAAAGGAUUCCCAUUAAUGAUACAUGGGUCAGCCUAAACUGCAGGACCCAUGUGGUCGGGCAAGUUCCAACCGACCAAAUGCCACCCCAGUGAGUUGGGGCCUGACUCUCAGCCAGGCCAGCACGGCUGAAACUAGGGGUAGGCAUGCCUAGAGCAACGGUAGGGUUGGUGGCUAACCUACCCCUAGUUCCAGGCAUUAUGUAAAUCAGUGCAGUCAGCAAGCAAAUGGUGGGAUUUGUUGCAAGUUGCCUUGCAUGGGCUUGGGUUGUGACAUUAUUGUAGUUGAGUAAGUGACAAGGCUGGACAAGUAUACAAAUCAGUGGUGGGUGGGGCUGGGUUAGUAUUAGGGCAGGUUAGAGUUGGGCCAGGUAGAAAAUUUGUCAACCUGUGCAUCACUAAUUCCCUUUGCCAUAGUCCUUCAAUGACCUUCUACUAUAGUAUUAAUAUCACUAGCGAGGUAUUUCCUCACUUUCAAAAACAGAAACAUCCAUCCCUUUCUUGACUUUGCUUGUACAGCUGCUUCUUUGAAAAGCAUUUAUAUAAUGAAUAAUGAUUAUUUUUUCACUUCCUAUUCAUUCUAUAAAUUCCACCUUAUAUGCUUCCUCAUCCAGCUCCAUAAUGCAUAAGAUCACCCUCAGCAGGUAGUCUGUUGGGGCUCUGGGCUGAAACAUCUCUGUUGAUAAAGGAGAAAUGUGCCUAUGCCUUAAGACAAUGCACUCUGCAAGGAAAAGCACAGUGGGGAAGUGUCCGAUUUUACUGUUUGCUGUUUAUUUUGUUUUGGUUGGACUUUAUUUUUUUUCUCGGGUUAAUUUUAGAGGGUGGGGUGUGUGAAGGUGAAUGCGGCAUUGAAUGAUGUGCGAGUGGAACUGAUAUGAUUUCUUCUCAAGUGGCAAAAAUGUUUUCAUAUAUUCUAUCACGUUUUAAAGGGUUUUGGUUGAAUAUGCUGCUACAAUAUUUCUACCAUGGGGGGCAGGGCAUUUGGGCAUCAGUUUCUUGUGGUGUCACAGUAUAUUGCAUAGCAAAAACAACCCAGACUGCAGUCUAUGGGAUGAGUAGCCAUGUAUUACCUCUGGGUUAAGUCUGUUAUACAUAUUGCCAAGGAUUUGCCAGGUUGUCAACUUAUUAAUUUCUCCUGGCCACAUUCUACAUGGCUGAUUGAAGUUAGUUUUCGAUGCUUGCUUGGCUGAUUAGAAACCAAUGCAGUCUGCAGUUGGCCCUGUUAUGAUUCCAAACCAGUCAUGCAGCCUUUAGAUUUCAUAUUGCCUAUUAUUAUGAGGGCAAAGUUCAACGAGUAGGGCCAGAAGUUGCUGUCACAAUGAAUAUUAGACGUGAGCAGAGGAGCGCCAGGAGAUGCUUCCUGCAUUAGUAAAUUAAGCUUCUUUAGUUCAGCUAGCCCAAAUCUGGAUUAAACUGCAGGGGGUUCUUUGAUCAUUUAAUAUCAUUAAUGUUUGACUUAUGAAAAUGAAGGGAUUAAAAUUAUUGCCAAUUGCAAAAGUGCACAGAAGAGCAAUUUUAUGGUCUUCUUUGCAUGUUAAACAAGGUGGGUAAAGAUAAUGGAAUAGUGAUAUUGUGUUGUGUUCAAUUUAGACUUAAAUAAUGAUCUUUCAUAGAUUCAUCCUUGAAGUAAAUAACUUCCACAGACUAUGUUGAUUAAUAAUUAAUGGGCCAAUUAAUGACUUUGCCUCUGCCUCACCUUCAUCUCAUCUCCAUUUUGACAACACCAUGACCAAGUUUUGCCCACUACCAAGCUUAUAAUCUUACGCUUACACUAACUAUGCUGCAUUGCAAAACCUAAGCACCAAACCUUGGAGAUUUAUACAUUAAUAAAAUGUUAAUAAAAUAUUAAA